This is a messenger RNA of Haplochromis burtoni (Burton's mouthbrooder), 4032 nucleotides long. RefSeq names its product claudin-4. Gene Ontology annotation, molecular function: structural molecule activity. The transcript has a single exon. Lineage: Eukaryota; Metazoa; Chordata; Actinopteri; Cichliformes; Cichlidae. The record is from RefSeq and is a predicted model, not a curated record. Bases 2794 to 3483 code for a protein of 229 amino acids. Gene Ontology annotation, cellular component: plasma membrane; bicellular tight junction. Gene Ontology annotation, biological process: cell adhesion; bicellular tight junction assembly.
CCGGCAACCUUCCGAUUACAAGACAAACUGCCAACUCUUGAGCCACGAUCGCCCACACUUUUCUGGUGGAAAAGUGGAGAGUGUGGUCUGUGUAUCAAGUGCUGGUGGGUUUUGAUGGUUGAUUGGUCCACUGUUUUAUCAAAAAGUCAAUGCAGUUGUCUACCAGGAGAUUUUAUAGCACUUUAUGCUUCCACCUGCUGUCAAGCUUUAUGGGAAUGCUCAUUUCCUUUUCCAGCAGGACCUAGCACUGCCCACAGUGACAACUAUUAUAAAUCUCAAGUUAUGGCAGCUAUCAAAUCAACCUUCAACAACUCCUUAGCAGGCUUAAAAGGCAUGCAAUGAAUAAAGACUAUAUCAGUGUUUCCCUUUUUGAAGACAAUUGUUGAAAGAAUUAAACUUUUUCAUGCUAUUCAGAUUUUUUUUUAAAGAUGCAUUACUAUAUACUGAAAAAACAACAACACAACAUUUACUAAGAAGGAACUGGUCAAAUAACCAGGUGGCUGCCUGUUAUAUUUGUGCACCUCAGGUAAAGAGGUCAGCAGUCAGCAAAUGCAACCUGUAACGCAAGCAAUCAACCUGGGAUAGUGAAUUGGUUGCUUAUAAAGUCCCAAGCUAGGACUUGAAGCAUUCCACCAUUAAACCAUAUUUUAAAAAUUUAAGCUCUAAAGUAUUUGUCUUUCCUAUGUGUAUUUAAGAUUAAGUUUAGAGUAAUUUCACUGCCGCCUGCUCCCUUAAAGGAAAACUCAAACACACACAUCUGUCUGUUUAUCUGUUCACUGUGACGCGCCAUUAGCGAUAUGUGCCACCUUCCUCUGCCCCCCUUUGUGUAUCAUCUGUCUCCGCUGCAUUUCCUGUGUCCCGGCUGGUUGUCAUGACCACUGUUACCAAGGCGAGCAGAGGCUACAGAAGAAAGGAAACCUGAACCACAGAUCUUGAUGCCACGAUAUUUAAUUCAUCAGCACAACACACCACUAAGGCCAAAUGCAGAGGGAAUAAGGAUUCUUUCUUGGGUGGAAAAUAUGUUGAAAUGAAAACAAAGACCUGCUGUCAGAUCCUUCUGUUACACUGCCCCCAGCUAUUUAUGUGCCAAACAAUUCACCAUAAUAACUGCAGUUGGUAUUUCAGCUUGUUAAUGUUUCAGUAGUCUGUGUCUAUCUAACUGAAAAACAUGAAAGUGUUCAGUAAGAAAUUGCAGUUAAGUGAAUUUGAAAAUAAACCCCAAACAAAUUGUGAUCUCUUAUUUAUUUAUUUAUUUUUUGUGUAGCCUCACAACAUUUUAUCCACAGUCAAAAAAAUCAAACCAUGAAAAGCUGCUUCGCCCUUUCGCUGCAGACAAAAAGAGGCAAGUGAAAGCUAUUUUUGUGUUGUCUUCUUUAAAAUUCACGUAAUUACGUGUGGUAUGGAGCAAUAGAGUUUGUAAUCCCCAUUGUAGGAGCCCACUCCAUGUUGUCUUUGUGUUAGCUGAUCCACCUACAGACACCGCUCCAUCCUGAGUUUGCCCAUGCCUCCCUCCCUUUUGUUGUCUCACCCUCUUUCGCCCUCUCCCUCCCACUCGCCUGUUUUAUUGUGGUUUUUUUUUUGUGGGGUUCAGUGGUGCUUUCCACAGGUUGGAUAUCAGAGGGGAUGAAGGUAAGGGGGAGGGAUCUUAUGCUCUACUUACCCAGAAGUCUGACUUUGCAGGCCUGAUUUCUUAUUUAUACCCUUGUUAGAUCUGGACUGACCCAUCUGGGCUGCACUGCUACUAAAGGAAGUGGUUGAGGGAGGGUGAAGCUGUGCAGCAGCUGAAGCCUGAAGUGGCCUCAUCAAGGCUUGGACCCCAGCGCCAUAUAUUGUCAGUUAAGAGACACUUCAGCUGGCAACAGCAGCGGUGUCUGAAGAUAAAUUCUGCAGGUUGUUUUCUACAGGAAAGCUGUUCUUUCAGAGGACGAAGACUACAAAAACCCGUUGCUUUGAGGCUUAAUGUGGAUUUGGGAUUCUUUGGAGGAAAAAGGAGGCUGGAGUACCCUCUUUAGGUUGAUCACGGUUCAUAUUUUGUCCAUCCUUCUGGAAGCAUAAGGAGUAGAAACUGGCUUUCGAUGACCAGGAGGUAAAAAGCUACGCUGUUUUAUUCUGUGUAAUUGAGAGUCACUAUAUUCAACCUCCUGUGAAAGGAUACACUCAUAGCAUCAUCAGUAGCCUCGGAUCCAGGUAUCAGGUUAUAUCAGUCUGAUCCAUCUAGGUAAGGCUACACCAAAACCAAGAGUGACACUGAAGUAAACAACAGCUCAGGAGUCCCGAGUUCAAGGAAAAAAGAAGCACUUCCACUGAAAAGAAAAGAAAAACUCCUGGCAGAGAUCUCUCUUCCACCGGUCCUGCAUUAUAAAGCCUGAUUGAUCCCACAUCUGCAGGCUGCCACAGGUGGCUGCACAGGUAUUGGCUACUCAAUAAUGCACCGACUCAAACUUGAAAAGGAGGAGAAAGUGCGCGAGCCUCUGAUCCCCUGAAAAGCUGGGUGUCUGUUGAGGGAAAGCAAGCGAUUACUUCUGGAUAACGCAGCGCACUGAGACGCGUGGAAGUGGAAACUGUGAGCAGAUGUUGAGAAGGAAAAGAAAAAGAGAAGAACAUGACUUUGACAAAGUGACAUUAGGGCAAAGACCAUAAGACGCUUGGCCAAACAACAAAAGGAAAACAGAAGAACACUUAAAUAAAAAACAACUUGGAAGACUGAUAAUAAAGAAAAGAUCUUGUCAAAGAAGCUAAAGACAGAGAACAAAUUAAACAUUAAGAAGUAGCUUCACAUCCAGUUUUUUCAUCAUGGUGAACACCGGGAUGCAGCUGAUCAGCUUCACCUGUGCGGUGACCGGCUGGAUCAUGGCGAUCGCUGUCACAGCCUUGCCUCAGUGGAAGGUCUCAGCCUUCAUAGGCAGCAACAUCCUGACCUCAGAGAUCAAGUGGGAAGGGAUCUGGAUGAACUGCAUUUACCAGACCACGGGUCACAUGCAGUGUAAGACUUAUGACUCCAUGCUGGCUUUGCCUCCCGACAUCCAGGCAGCCCGUGCUCUUAUGUGUCUGGCCAUCUUCAUGGGCUGGCUCUCCUGCACCGUGUCCUGCUGCGGCAUGAAGUGCACCACUUGUGCCGGGGAUGAUCGCCAGGCCAAGGCGGGUAUAGCGCUCUCAGGUGGAGUUCUCUUCAUUUUGACAGGCCUGUGCGUAUUAAUUCCAGUUUCCUGGACUGCCAAUACAGUCAUCCAGGAUUUCUACAACCCCAACGUACCUGUGAUGUACAAAAGAGAGCUGGGCCAGGCUAUUUAUUUGGGCUGGGCGGCUGCGGUUAUUCUCAUGAUCAGCGGAGCUGUGUUGAGCAGCACCUGCCCGCUCAUGGAGAGGGGCGGCAGGUACCGGAGGGGCUACAUAGGGCGGAGUUUUGCAAAUUCACCUGCUACAGCACCAGAUUUCCCAAAGCCUAUCACUUCUAAUAAUUUACCACUGAAGGAGUAUGUGUAGGAAAGGAAGAAGGACAGAAGAGCUGAUACUCUUAAAAAUGGUACAAAGAUCAUGAAUUUUAAGGUAUAAAUUCAAACAUAUAUUUAUGAAUACGUAUUUUGUAUAUCUCUUUGUCAUGUUUGUCUUCAGUACAUUGAGAUUUGAUGUUUUCUGUUCUCUGAGUCAUAGCAGUGCCUGAAGAAAGCCUUUAGUCUUUGCUGUAACAGUAUGACUUGAUGAUGGCUUUAAUGAUGGCUUGUGUUUUGAGGAUUGCAGUGAUUACUUAAGUCAGAAAAUUGUGAAAUUAAAAAAAAAAAAUCUGGCAAAGUGUGCUUAAAGUAUUUUGAAGUAGUCGCUUUUCUUUGUGUGCUGGACUUUUGUUCUAUUUAGGGUCACUCUGUCGACAUGCAUAUGACAAACCCAAAAAAAGUACAGACAUUCUGCAUUUAAGUAGAAGUACACCUACUAGUGUUGAAAAAAAAAAAACUCCUGUAAAAGUUAAAGCACCAAUUAAACUUCUAAAAGUGAAAAAGUACCAGCUCUGAAAUGUAUUUAAAGUAAAAAGGUAAA